Messenger RNA from Brassica rapa (field mustard), 3050 nucleotides. RefSeq lists its product as uncharacterized. Lineage: Eukaryota; Viridiplantae; Streptophyta; Magnoliopsida; Brassicales; Brassicaceae. The record is from RefSeq and is a predicted model, not a curated record.
GUGUUACGGUUGGCAUCAAGUGCCACACUGGAUUUACGAAGAUAUCAAAAUGGAUCAAAGCUGUCCUUCAUUGAGCUUCAAAUCUUCCAACUCUGUGCUAGAAGAUACAGUUUUGGAUGUUCUCAAAAUUCUUAUUUGGUAAAAAACCAUCUGAUUCUCAUACAUUGCAAAGCCGGAAACGUAAUAUACUCCUUAUUGCUUUUCAUCUCUUGAGAACCAACAGAAGAAUUUGGAGAAGAAGAUUGUGACCGAGAUCUUACCGGCAAAGAAAUUCCACAAAGCUGAAGAAUACCAUCAGCAUUACCUCUCCAAAGGUGGGAAGAGUGGCCAUGCACAAUCCCCUUCAAAGAGCUGUAAGGACCCUAUCAGCUGCUUUGGCUGAGGAAAAGCUUUUGUUCCUCUUCCACCAAAACAGAGGAUUCUCAGAGAAUAUGUAUAUGUUUGUGUGUGUGUGUGUGUUGAUUUGUAAGUCUCAGUUAGUAAUAAAGAUGCAUGUGUGAUCAUCUCAAGUGUGUGUGUUCCAAAAAAAAAAGUGUUCCAAAACAAAAUGAUCAUCUCAAGUGUGUAACUGAAUCUGAUGUAUGUUGGAAUAAUUAAUAAGUACCAUCAUUAGAACCUAAACCUCUUAUUUACUUAUGUUUUUGUGUUAGGAUUCUCUAAUUUUCUUGAACGGAUGCAUGGCCUCUAACCACUUUUGCCACUCAUACACCAACAUGUCCAAUUUUGUUUUAAAAAAUUACGAUGUUGCUGAGGUGAUUUUAGCAGGAGACAACCAUCCAUUGACUGGCAUGUGUUCUAUCAGCUGCAUGUAACACUUUUUGAGAUAUGGGUUGGAAGAAGAAAAGGCUGCAACUGGAUUAAAGGACACGUGACAUUCACACAACUUGAAUUGUAACGUAAAUAAAAUUGAAGUUUAAACUCUCUGAUAGUCUGAUGGCAGAGUCUGCUGUUGCCACUAUCAUCUGUUAUGAGAAUUCAGAGAGUUAAUUUCGUAGUUAAUGUUAUGUUUUCAUUGUACUUCUCUAGUUUUUCACAAGAACAAAUAAUUUCAAACUAUUUUGUUCUGUAUUCACCACUUCAAAUUGUUUUUUUCUCCCUUUAUUGUCGAGAGCAGUCAAAAUAUAAUGAAGAGAAAACAAUGUUCAUGAAAAUGUUUGAGGGUUCUUGGAGAUUAGAGCCAUUGUUUAUAGACGAACAUUUGUGUGACCGCUUAAAACCAAAAACACAAGAAGAUUCUAUACUUGUAGCAAUGGACGAGGGAGGAUAAUCGCAUAGAUCCUACAAUUGAUUAUACAUUGAAAAAAAUAUUGGACUCUACCAAAAACCGAACAUGCACAUUGGUGGGUUUUCAUUUUUCUGAGAACUUGGGUCUUCUCUUUCCCCAGAAAGGUCUCGCUUGUACGUCAUGUAAUCACGAGAAUUGAGCUGCCCACUUCAUUUUUUCGCCAUGCAUAAAACUUAACGUACACCAUUCUCUCAAAGUGCAGAAUAUACUUUAACUGGCAUUCCACAAACCAUACUAUAUAUACUCAAGUUUUAGAUCGUCAUUUACUCUUCCUCUCAUCAGGUAAGUAUUAGUUUUGGUGGGCUAAACUUUCGAAUAGAAAAUGGGUGUAUUCCCUGGAUUUGGUAGCUGGAUCAGUAAGAACAGUCAACAGCCUCUUAAGGCCAAGUCAAAAGGAUCUGAAAAUGUCGAAUCUAAGUUGGUGUCAGAGAAAGACACUAAUAGUAAUGCUCCUGCUAACAAGAAGAAGAAUAGGAAAGAACACUAUGAUGAAAAAGAGGAGAGGAUACAACAUAUACUUUGGCAUGAAGAAGAGAAGAAGCAUCCUUGGCAAAAUCCCCCUCCCAAGGUCAAGGUAACAACUAAGAAGGGUGUUUACCAUAUGAACUUAGAAAUGACCAUAGGAGCGGCGCCUGAAUUAACCUACUUAUGGUUGAUUGAUUCAUGGGGCAGUCAUUUUUAUGAUGAGAAGAAGCGGCGAGACCUUAUGAAAAACAUAUCAAUAAAGGUUUUGACGGAGGAUGGUCCGAGGCGGGUCAUCAAGGUCGAGAAAGCUGUGGUUUAUGACUUCUUUUCGCUGACUUCUAUUCCUAUCCCGUUACAUCUAAUUGUGGAAGAAAACGAACAAGAUCUUACGGGAAAAUAUAAGAAAGAGAAAGUAAUGUUGAUGAAAGUGUUCGAGGGCAACUAUAAACUGGAGCCUGUAUAUGUAGAUCAGGAACGGUUGUGUAAAAAGAGGUUACCAAAAAGUCAAGAAGAAUAUAAAAAAUGCAGUGGUGGCCAAGGAAAUAUUGCGACAAAAUUGAUCAUAAACCAAUACUUUGAGCCAUAUCCUCCAUUUAAUCUACCGCCGCUUUCUUGGUACAUCCGAGGGAACACCAUCAAAACCUCCAAAAAUUUGCUCAAUGCACUUCAGGACACGGCUAAGAUUAUACGAAGUACGAAAGGUUGAGUUGAGCUGCCCGAAGAAUAUGCCAGAUUGAGACGUCAAAUGAGACUUUCUUAGUUUUAUAUUUUAUUAGUGUUUAUAAACAAAAUAUAGAUGAAGUUUUUAUAGUUAAAAUAAAAUUUGUUAGUAAUUUUCAGUUAUAACACUUUUUUGAAAAAGUCAGUUAUAAUACUUUCAGGACAUUAUGUUUGAAUUUGAAAACUUCUUUAAAAGAUCGUACAUUCGUAUGUAUUCAAACACAAUUAGUGAUAAUUUGUUUAUCUAGCUAAAGAUUUUUCGACGAAUAAUAAGACAAAAAAUAUAAAGUUUAUUGAAAUCCUUAAUUUUUGAAAAAUAGAAAAUUGUCAUCAAACAUACAAAAAUUGUUUAUCACGUAUUAUUGACUACUAGGUGGACCGCCCGCACGCAUGUGCGGGCAUUAACAUUAAUAUUAAGUUGAUAUUAUAUUUACAACUAUAUAAUAUUUAUGUUACAUGUAUAUGGUUAAUAUGAAAGAUUCGAUGUUACAUAUUGAUAUUUAUACUAUGUUCAUAUGAACAAAGAAUACAUUAGAACGUUUAGAAAACGAUCACAUUUAACACUAAUCUUAAAACAUCA